ACUGGUAUUUAUAUAGUGUGUGUUUGUACGGUUUAGUAAUAUCUGAACUAUAUAUUCACUCGGGGAAUAUACAAAUACAAAAUAACGUUUGCAUUAUAUACUCAGAGAUGCAUGCAUUUUAGAGGAACUGAGAGAACAAACAGAAAAAUAAUCUUCACGUAUUUUACGACGACUCUUGUCUUUUUCUGUACAACUUGUUAAUUUUGUUUUUUAUAAAAGUGUUAUCGAAAAAAAAGAUUUAAGUUAAAUCUGAGUAACUUUGUUUUUUUUUGCAAAUAAUCUUUUUAUCAUUAACUCUACUGUAACUGUUGUAGAGAGAAGUUUAAUAUAUUUGUGCAUGAUCGAAAAUGGGAUGCAAAUUUUGACAUAAUAAGAUUUGAAGUAUAAAUAUGAGUGAUUAGAUUUAAAGUGUAAUUUUAACCUUGAAAUAAAGAAAUAAAUAGAAAAAAAGAAAUAAAGGUGUAUAUAAUUAUUGCAUAAGAUAUUAAAAAAAAAAGAAUAACAACUAUAUUAUAUAUAUCGGAACUGCAGGUGUGAAAGGUUAUGUUGGAUUAUAAGUUGUAAUAAAUAUAAACUUCACGGAACUGGACUAUAUGCUACAGGAUAGCUAAUACACUGGUGUCACUAAAGUGAAACGUCUCAAAUUUGUAGAUCAGAUUUAAAAAAAAAUAAAUAAAUGAGAAAAUAUAUAUUUAAUGACAAAAAUUAAACUUUUGGACUUUAGAAACAAUUACGGACUUACAGAUAUGGAGUAUGCACUAAAUAUUAAAAGACACGCACAGAACUGUUAAAUUAAUAAUUUAUUUGAAUCUUGAUACAAUUUAAACGUCUGAUAUACUGAUAUUUUAUCUUGGGGACAGUGAUUAAAAUUAAAAUAACAUGACGUGGUUCGCAGUGAAAACACUCGAGAACAGUUUAUUAGCCAGGAAGUGGAUUUUCAUGCUCGUUGUAAUUACGGUUUUCACUCUCACUAGUGCUUCUGGUCAAAAUCACCACCACAGCAACCAGGGUCAUCACCAUAGCAACCAAGGACAUCAUCAUAACAACCAUAGUCAUAGCAACCACAAAAAUAAUGAUGAAAACCAUGAAAAAUCUUCAGAUUCUGCUGGUAUUUCAGAAGAGCCAUAUACGAUUGUGUAUCCACAAAUCAUCGAUAACAAAGCUGGUAUUAUGGUCAACAACGUUAAGAAUUACGUCCGCAGAAGAAAACGGACACUUGGAGGCGAAAACAAGCCUCUGGAAAUCAGCAUCAGUGGCGGAAAAGAAAUGUUUGACUUGGAAUUAUGGGAAAAUGACAAGCUCCUUGCCCCAGGAUUCAAAAUAUAUCGAAGAACGACCUUGAAAAAUUCACAGUCCGAUAAAGAAGUUAGGCAGGAAGACGUGUAUGGUUGUCAUUUUACCGGACAUGUUAAAGCAAAGUCUAACAACCAGGCAUCAUUAUCCAUCUGCAAUGGUCUGAAUGGGAUGAUACGUACCGAGCGCGAUGACUUCCUCAUCGAACCCGUUAACCUGUCUACGAUGCACGGAUCCUCGGACUUCAUCGGUCAACCACACAAACUGUACAAGCGAUCAAUUCUUGAUUCAAAACACCAGAAAUAUUAUGAAGCACAAAAAACAGGUCAGAGAGAUAUCAUUGUUGAACGUGGGGUCGAUGACGACUCUGACGAGAUCGAGACAGAAGAACAAAACAAAAUACUCGUAGAUGAUGAGCAGUCUUUGGAUAAAAGUUUACAUUCUGUUGAAAAGCGGGCGGCAUUCAAGUACAAGUUUUUACGAGAGAUGAGUUCACCGAAGACAGUUGAGAUGUUGGUGGUUGUAGACAAAAACAUGUAUCAUAAGCAUGGAGAUGCUAAUAUCACGACAUACACACUCACAUUGUUUAAUAUGUUGUCACAAUUAUUCAAAGAUGGUUCCCUUGGUAACAAGAUAGAUGUUGUGCUAGUAGGUCUUAUACUACUGGAAGGAGACGAGCGUGGAUUAACCAUAGACUACAAUGCAGAUGAUACUUUAAACAGUUUCUGUCAGUGGCAGUCAGUCCUGGUCGGAGCAAAUGGCCGUCAACAUGACCAUGCUAUACUACUGACUGGCCUUGACCUUUGCUCAUAUAAGAACUCCCCUUGUGAUACCCUUGGGUUUGCGCCAAUGGAAGGAAUGUGCAACAGAGUUCGCAGCUGCACAGUGAAUGAGGAUACGGGACUGUCAACGGCUUUUACCAUAGCUCAUGAAGUUGGACACAAUUUUGGAAUGUUCCAUGAUGGGGAAGGCAACUAUUGCACUGAAUCUGCAGGGAAGAUUAUGUCACCCACCCUUAUGGGUAAAGAUGGACAGUUCCACUGGUCAGUCUGCAGUAAAGCCUACCUUAUGAGAUUUCUGAAUACUCCACAGUCAGACUGCCUAGAUGACGAGCCAAAACAAGUAGCGGAACUUAAAUUUCCAAACAAGCUUCCAGGCGAGUUAUACAAUGCAGAUAUUCAAUGUAAAUGGCAGUUUGGGAGCCGUGCUCGACUUUGUACUUACGACUUUGGAAAAGAUAUUUGCAAGGCACUGUGGUGUUACCGUGGCAACAAAAGAUGUGAAACAAAAUUCUUACCAGCAGCAGAAGGGACAUCAUGUGGCACUGGAAAGUGGUGUCGGCAAGGUAAAUGCGUUGACUAUGGCAAUGAGGGUCCAAAACCUAUUGAUGGCGGUUGGUCAAGUUGGUCAGAAUGGUCCGAGUGUUCCCGAACAUGUGGCGGGGGUGUCAUUACACGUGAGAGAGAAUGUUCGAGACCAUUACCACAAUAUGGAGGUAAAGCUUGUUUGGGUGAGGACAAAGUUUUUAAGAUGUGUAACGUUAUAGACUGCCCAGUGGAUGCUGAUGAUUUUCACACAGCCCAGUGUGCCACCUAUAAUAAACAGCCUUUCCAGGGAUGGUAUUUGCAAUGGAAACCACAAAAACUUUACAAUAAUGAGAAUGAGCCGUGUAAGUUACAUUGUAUAGCAGACACCCCAGAUUAUGUGUUCACAAUCAAACAUACAGCCACAGAUGGCAUGGAAUGUGGUAUUGACAAGAAGAAAAUAUGUGUACAGGGUGAAUGUCAGCCUGUUGGAUGUGACUGGGUGGUUGGCUCCACGUUACAUGAUGACAUGUGCGGUGUGUGCGACGGGGACAACUCAACAUGUAGACUUAUACGAGGGGAGUACCUGGAACAGCCUAAAUUAAAUACAUAUUUUCCUGUAACCAUUCUACCAAAGUUAGCAAGGUCAAUACGUAUCCGGGAAAAAUCAUUGUCCUCAAAUUACCUGGCUGUUAGGAAUGUGUUUGGCAAAUAUUACCUGAACGGACAUCAACGAGUGGCAUGGCCAGGUACCUACACACUUGGAGGUGCCAAGUUCAAGUAUAACCGCUCCUACAAUGUACCAGAAACCCUUGAAGCUGAGGGACCAUUGGAGCAGGAACUAGUCUUAGAGAUUUUAGUUCAAGACAACAAUCCUGGUAUAGAGUAUGAGUACACAUUACCUAAGCUGGCUAGUGAAAUAGUUUCAACUCCGACACCUGAUAACUAUACAUGGAGUCUCUCUGUUGAGUCUUGCUCGGAACUCUGUGCCGGAGGUAUGAAGUCAGUGACAGCCAUAUGUCAUCGUAACUUUGAGGAGGAGGUGGAGUCAAGCUUUUGUGAGGGUCUAGAAAAACCUAAAACAGGAAUGUUUCCUUGUAACGAACAGCCAUGUGAACCUAGAUGGGUGACAGAGGACUGGAGACCGUGUACUAAAAUGUGCGGAGGCGGGAAACAGAAACGACGAGUCCGUUGCCGGCAGAAGCUCUCACGAACUAAAGAUAAGAAAUUAAAACGUAAGAUGUGCAAGCACCUGCAAAAGCCGGUUACGAGACAGAGAUGUAAUGAACAAGAAUGUCCACCUGACUGGCAUGCUGCAGACUGGACAAAGUGCUCGGUGUCUUGCGGCUUAGGAACACAGGUUAGAAAAGUGACAUGCCGUAGUGCAAAAGGACGAAAGAUACUACCAGAAAGCAUGUGUCAUACAAAUGCACCAAUCACAACACAGACGUGUGAAGUACGACCUUGUAAUGGCCUUGAGAAAAGUGCUCGCAAGCUAGAAACUUCUUGUUCAGGGGAAGAUUGUGGAACCAGAUGGGUGGUCAGUGAUUGGAGUGUGUGUUCACGUGACUGUGCGGGAGGUAUACAGAAACGUAGGGUCUGGUGUGAAAAUAAGAACAACGCACAAGUGAAAAAUAAAAUGUGCAAGCAUCUUGAGAAGCCAGAUCGUAGACAAGCAUGUAAUGAACAAGAUUGUCCUCCUUCAUGGCAUUCUGGGAAAUGGAAUGAGUGUUCAACAUCAUGUGGAAGUGGCGUUCAGUUGAGAAGAAUCACCUGUCGUACCAAGGAUACAAACGGUCAUAAAGUUUUACAAGAUGACCAGUGUAUUACGAAAAAACCCGACCAUUCACGUUCCUGCUAUCUGGGACCAUGUGACUCAAUGAUGGAGGAAUUUGAUUGGCUAUUAUCGCCAUGGGGACCAUGUUCUCAAACGUGCGGCACGGGUCACAGCACGAGGUUCCUGCGAUGUUCUCAACUUGACAACCAUCAGCGACCAAACAUUGUCGAUGACAACUAUUGUCGAAACAUUCCAAAACCUGCAAUUUCCAUGAGCAAGUCAUGCAGUAUUAUGCCAUGUUUAAGAAUAUCACAGGAAGUAAAGGUGUCACGAUGGGAAGUGAGGGGCUGGUCUCAGUGUUCAAAAAGCUGUGGUGUUGGAAGUCAGUCACGUAUUGUAUCGUGUGUCAACAAUCGUGGACAGCCAUCAACAUUUUGUAGUGAAUCAUCACGACCAGUAUCCACGCAGUCGUGUAACUAUGGAGAAUGUGUACCUACUCCACUGGGUCAACAUUGGUGUAAAGAUCAGUUUUCAUGGUGUCACUUAGUGCCUCAUCACAAAGUGUGCAAUAAACAAUCAUACAAAGAAAAAUGUUGUAAAUCAUGCUUAACUGGUCGAUGAUUAAAGGGAAGCAAUUCUUCAUCAAUCAUUUUGUAUUAAAGGGAGGCAACUUUUUAAUAUAGAGUUGUCUUACUUGAAUUUUUGCAUACACCAGUUGUAAUAUACAAAAAAAUUUGACAGAGAAACAACUCUACAACUUUGUUAUUGGAAUGAAACUUCUUAAAGUUUGGCAAGAGGAUGUAGUUGAAAAGGAAAUGAUACUUUUGUGAUAAAAAAAGAUAAUGCCUUUUUGGGGACAGUUGGUACUUUUGCACAAAAGGAAUGAGUACUGUUACCCUCUCAAAGAAGAGAGUUCAUAACAUAGUGGAUUUGAUAACUAACUUUUAUUUUUACCUCCUUGCGGUGGAGAAUUUGACCUGUGAAAGUGGUGUGUGUUUUUGUCUCCUAUUUAUGGAGAUCACAUCAUGUGACUCGCUUUAUAGGGUGUUAUGGAAGGAGAGUUUUUUACCUCCUAAUGUUAGAGAGUACAGAUUGUGACUGGUUUAAAUUGUGAUACUGGUGAAUCGAGUUUACACAUUUUACUGUGAUGCCAUUUUGUCCAGCUGGGUUGGACUGAAGGACCCUUGUGGUGUUGUGAAUUCUGAGAUUUGAGAAUUUAAGUCUCAACUCUAUAUGUUCAUUUCAGUGUGUAAAAAAAGGUGUGUAAUAUGUGAAGGAUCUGUGUUGAGGUUUUGUGUAAAGUCAAAUUUGAAAUGUUGCAUACAAUGUUUUGUAAUAUUUAAGAGACAUGGAUAUGUCAGAUUGUUAAUGUAAAGGUUAUUUACAAGUUAUCAACAAGUGUUAUGUGAAAAAUAUUUUGAGAAAACCUAUGUUAACAUAUUUUUGUGUAAAAAAUAUAGUGAGUUGAUGUGAAAGGUAAAAGAUGGCUUUUGUGUAAGAAAAUGAUUAAAAAUCUACAUAUUUUUACCAUUACAUCAUCAUUUCAUCAUUUCAGUAUAGAUAUAUAAAAUGUGAUAAGUGCAAUUAGUAGAACACAUAAUUUAGAGAGAUGGUGAAACUAAAGUACAGGGGAGGAGGAAACAGAAGAAAAAAGACGGAAUGUGUCUUUUUUUAUUAAAAAAGGACCAAUUUGUGUUUUGUCUCGCUAAUACAUUUUCCAUUGUAGACGUUUACUGUGUUUUGACCUCAUUAUGUUUAUUUUUACAUUUUUGUGUAGAACUUUUUAUGUUUUAAGCAUUUUUUUAUGUAGAGUGUAUCAUGUUUUAUGCAUUUUUUGUGUAAAUCUCAUCAUGUUUUGUGCAUAUUUUGUGUACAGUAGAAUUUCAGCAUGUUUUGUAAUUUUAUCAAUAUUCAUUCAAUAAUGUGUUAUUUAGAGAGGUGAAGAAUAUUUCAUUUUCAUUGGUCAGUUUGGAAAGUCCUUUCAAGAAACAGCCAAUCAUAUUUCAGCUUUCUUAAGCAGGUUGCUUGGUUGGCCUUUAUCAAAUAUAUUUGUGAAAUUGUGCUAUGUAAUAAUUCAAUAUUUGAUUUUGUCCUUCAGAUGUAUUUGUUGUAUAUUAUAAUUAUUUAUUUGCUCUAUUCAUUAUUCUAAAUGAAAUCGGUGUGAGGAGAAAAAACCGAUAAAAUUACAGAGACCUCCUCUUGUUAUUUUUAAAGUAAUUCAAAUUUUAUGCUGUAGUAAAUAUAACUUACAAAGUCAAGUCUUGAAACAGCACUUGUAAUGAAAAGCAUACAGUCAUGUACACCUUUUAAAAAAACAUUUAGUUACCCUGGUUUGGAUUCGACAUUGAAUUUCAAAUUUGAUGCAGGAACAAUGGACUCCUCUUAUUUCAAUUAGAAUAAUGUUUAUGGUUGACUAAUAACUGUAAAUUCUCUUAUUAGCAACAUCCAAUCACAUUUCUAUGUAAAUAAAUAAUGACCUCUUAAUCUUUCAUUGGUACAGAAAGAAAAAGAAAUAAAAAAAUGAAAGGGGUCGGGCUUCUUUAUAGAAAAAAUGCUGAUACACUUUAAUAACCCUUACCUUGUCUAAUUUGCAUAUUGUAGUAGAGAGGUGUGGCUUUUAGUUGGAAGUUGAAGGAAUUUUAGCAUCAAAAUAUUGUUAUUAAUCAGUCAACAGUAUAGGGCUCGGACAUGCCUCAAUGGUGUUUAGGCUGGCCUGGCAAUAUACUGGUGUCACAGGUCCGUUACCACCUCAGCUAGCGCUGGAAAGAUUUAAGUUUAGAAAUCGUAAGUCUGUCAAAGUUAAAUGUUCUGCACUGUUUAGCCGUUCAUUCAGUUAUUAUAUUGUAUCUUAAAAUUUUUUCCCUAAUUAUGAUGAAUGUUUGUUUUUUCUAGCUUGAAAGAUGAUCAAAUCCAUAUAAGAAUAUUAGUAUGGAAAGGUUAUGGAAUUUCUUUCUAUUUUAGAGAUCUAAUAAUAAAUUAUCACAACUUAUAAUGAGGAAUGGUCUUGCUAAUAAGGGAAUGUCAAUCAUUUAUCAGUUAUAAUACUAUAAAUGAAAACAAAACUGUCUCAAAAUAUCAUCUUUAUCAUGCACAAUUUCCAUACAAGUGUAUUCUUUAUUUUUUCAAUAUAUUUACCUUUAUCAAAUAUCAUCAUAAAUGUUUCAUUUUCUGUAUGUUUUAAAUUAUCAUGUAUGUUUAUAAUGUACAUCAUCAUGCUUUUGGCUUCAAGAAUUCUUGAAAAUUACAUGUUGAUUAUUCUUAGAAAUUUUAUUGUGGACUGAUUCACUGAUUCUAAAUGUACACUAUCAUAAUCUAUUGUAAGGAUUCAGCAAGGAAAUUUCAAUAUUUGGGAGAAAUGCAAUAGAUUUGCAGUGCUAUUACAUGUUUGCUAAAACAUAAUGAUAACUUUGGUCUGGCCAUAUCUACAUGUAUUUGUAUGCCAAAAAAGAUUGUAAAAUGAAUAUAACAAUUAACUUACCUUUAACGAAAAAUGAGAGAGCACUUUUCAAUGCUAUUUCUAUUCUAUUUAAUAAUUUUAAAUAGAGUCCAUUUUGUCUACAAAGAUAAGAAAGAAAUUUUGACCUUAUUGUGUGAUUAUUUGUUAAAAAAGGCCUUUAAUUUUGAUGCCAUUUGAAUAAUGGUUGAAAUAUAAUACUUAUUUCUUAUCAGUUUAUGUGAUUGUUUUCUUUCUCUGUUUGUUAUUGUUGUUGUUAUUGUUUAUUGUUAUUCUACAAACAAAAACUGAUCUUAUUUUAAGCUUGUUUAUAUCAUACCAUAUUUUCCCUUAUAAAUGUCCUAGAUAUAGUUUAAAGUUUUGUUUUCUACAGAAAAACAUGUAAAAUUGAAAUUUUGCAUUUUGUAGCUUAAUUAAGAACAUUGUAUAGCAUAUGAUUAAAAAAAAUCAUUUAUACACAUAUUUUUGCUAAUUUAAUAGUGGUUAUAUAUUUUUAGGGAUGUUUAUUUGGGAAUAUAUGGUAUACAAUUUAAUUGACAGGGAGUGUAUAAUUGAUAAUUAUAAUUUUGAUCCUCUUCUAUUUUACUAAGAUAUUACAACUACUUUAAGAUAAAAUGUCAUGUUGAUAUAACAAGAAAAAGAUACAUGUACCAUAAAUAUUCAACUACAAGACGGAUCAGUUAUAAGACGGGGGGCCUAAAUUUGGUGUAAAAAUUUACAGUAUUUUUAUUUCAUUUCCAUUUACAAUUAAAGAUGCUUUAUGGUUCAUAAUGAAGAAUCAGUCAUACCAAUUUUUUUUUUAAGUAAACUACCGAAAGUGGUUGCUUAAUUUAUUACCCCAUUUAUUAAUUAAAACUAGUGUUCAGUGAUAAAAAAUGAUUUUAUUAUGAGACACACGGAACAUCUGGUGCCUUUUACCAGGAGUUCUAGUAGAGAAAUAUACAUAUUUUUGUACAUUUUAUUGAUGUUUUAAAGAGAAUAUAGCUCUUUUUUUGUACCUAACGAAGAUUUGAGAUUUCACUUCCAGAGGUAAAUGGGAAAAUAAACAUUUUAUAAAUAGAUGUUAUCUGGAACUUGGCAAAUGUGGGUUUUUCAAUACUAAUCCCCCAGUACAAACAAACUUUUACCAUUAUAGCUUCACAGUGGACUUUCGGUCACAAUAGUCAACCUGUUGCUCUUAAUUUCAAAGCUGUAACUGUAAAAGUUUGUACCCCGGGAUUAGCUAGGAAAAACCCAAAUAUUCUUAAUUCCGGAGUGAGUCUAUUCUUAAUUGAGUGAAAAUUUGAGUGCAUUAAUCCAUAUUUAAUGACUGAAACAGUCUCUAAAGACUGUAUGAUAUACAUGUAUACCUUAUCAACUUUUUAAAAUGCAUUUACAAGUCCAUCAUGUGAGUAUUUGUUUAACGAACUAAUAAAUAUGACUCAGUUAUACAUCAUACAACGUAAAACCUGUAUCCUAAGUGUGAUUUUCAUACGUGUUAUAACUAAAAAUAAAAACAAAUUUUCUCUGAAAAUGAUAAUUCACAGUUUUGUGUUAACACAAUAUAAUCUCUAACACCUAUCUCUGCCACAUACAUUGAUUUUUCUGAAAGUGAUAAUGGUAUCAUAGUAAUAGGGAUUGGCUUUUUCAAUCACAGGAUUUAAUCAUUUCCUUACAAUACCUUAGUAACAAAAUGCAACUAUGGCAAUAACUGACAAUGCCAUUUUACUUGGCUGGGAUAAGUGUGUUUAAAUUUUAUCCUAGAAAACCAAGAGGCUUUCUACCAAAUUAUUUUUCUACAACACCUGAUAGUUCAAAAUUCCAAAGGCAAGAACAGAAGCAUCGUAAAGUUUGUUACAAUACAAAGUUUAUAAAUACCAAUCCUGCUAAUCAGAAAAAGACUUUAAAAUGUUAAAUUACAAUAAAUACUCUUUAUUCCUCUUAUUAAAAGGGACUGUGGUUUAUGACAUGACAGAACUAGAAUUUUUUUUUCACGAUUUUUUUAUAACAUUUGAUGAAGGUCCUUACUAAGAACUUGUGGGCAAAAUUUCAGAUCAUUUGCUGUUUUCAAGAAUUUUUCUCUUUGUUCUGCAGAAUGAUAAAAAUGCAAAAAGUUUAUAUGCUUUUAACUCAAUUGCAGCUAAGAAUCACUCUUCAUAUUGAUUUUAAAUUUAAUUCAGAGAUUUUUUUAUUACCUGUUUCAUAUUUGCUGUUUUAAGAGCCCCAGUUGAUUUAUGUAAUAUUUUCAAAUUCUGUUUUUAUGGCUUUUGGACCUCAGUGGAGCUGCUUUAAUAACAAAAAUAGCUGUAGUUUAUUAUUGAUAAUUUAUGUCAUUGUAUGUGGUAGUGAUUAAAAAUAAGACAAGUAUGAAUCCAUUCAUACUUACAUAAAUUCACACAAGAAAAAAACACAUUUAUGUGUUCCUGGUAUUAUGGUAUUAUUUUGUUGCACUAAUGGUUUUGAUUUAAUCUUAAUUGUUAACCUAUCCUAGACAAAGGCACUUUGCUUUUAAAUCAGGCCCUCUUUUAACGAUAGAAACAUUUGUUAAACUUCAGUAAAACAGAGUUCAAGAAGUUCUUAUAAAAAAUAAAUAUUUUUGUUCAAGUUUUGUUUUGUCAGUUUUUAAACGUCUGAUAAGAAUGCACGUUAGAAUGUUAAAAAAGGUUUGAAUAUUGUUAAAAAAAAUUAUAGAUAUAAAAUCCAUACUGAAUGAGCAAUAAAAAAAUCCAAAUAUUUUUAUUUAGAAAAAUAACAAUUAAUGACACUCCUGUAACAUAAAAUCAUUAAAAAAAAUCCUGUAUCAUAUAUUAGGUCAUAAUAAUGAAUAAUGAUUUUUAAAACAGAAUUACAUCUUUAAUUAACAGAUUUUUAAAGCAAAUUUUUAUAGUUAUAAUUAAUGCCCCGUCUUGAAAAAAUGUUGGCCCAGAGGGGCUUUAAAUGGAAACAGUACGGUACCUUAAGAAAUCUUAAUUUAUUGUUUUUCUGUAUCAGAUUAUAGCAUUUACUCUAUAGUGUGUUCUACAAGCAUUGUGUGCCACUUCAUUUGUGUUAUAAAUAACAAAUUUUUACAAAAGUUCAUAAAUCAUUUAAAUUGUAUAUAUUGUGAAUACCGUUGUUAUUUAUAGUAUUUUCUUGAAAAUUUAUCAAGUCUAUUUUUUGAUGUCAUUAAAAAUGAAUCCUG
Ruditapes philippinarum (Manila clam) is the source of this 10988-nucleotide messenger RNA. Its product is annotated as A disintegrin and metalloproteinase with thrombospondin motifs 16-like. Gene Ontology annotation, molecular function: metalloendopeptidase activity. NCBI's taxonomy places the organism in Eukaryota, Metazoa, Mollusca, Bivalvia, Venerida, Veneridae. The transcript has 25 exons. Gene Ontology annotation, biological process: proteolysis; extracellular matrix organization. The coding region runs from base 880 to 4995 and encodes 1371 amino acids. Gene Ontology annotation, cellular component: extracellular matrix. The record is from RefSeq and is a predicted model, not a curated record.